ACGCUUUUUACAAUGGCUCCAAAAGGUAAAUCCGCGAGUAAAGCGAUGAAGAAAGCGUCCGGUAAGGUACAAAAGAACAUCUUCAAGUCCGAUAAGAAGUGUAAGCCGAAGAGGGAGGGAUCGUAUUCUAUCUACAUCUACAAAGUGUUGAAACAAGUACACCCCGAAAUCGGCAUCUCCUCAAAGGCUAUGAGCAUCAUGAAUAACUUUAUCAAUGACAUUUUUGAACAGAUCGCAGCCGAAUCUAGUCGCCUUGCUCACUACAACAAGCGUUCGACCAUUAUCAGUCGGGAAAUUCAAACUGCCGUACGAAUUUUGUUGCCCGGAGAAUUAGCUAAGCAUGCUAUUAAUGAAGGUAUAAAGGCCGUCAUAAAAUACACAGGUUUCAAAUAA
Melanaphis sacchari is the source of this 393-nucleotide messenger RNA. Its product is annotated as histone H2B-like. The transcript has a single exon. The record is from RefSeq and is a predicted model, not a curated record. NCBI's taxonomy places the organism in Eukaryota, Metazoa, Arthropoda, Insecta, Hemiptera, Aphididae. The coding region runs from base 13 to 393 and encodes 126 amino acids. Gene Ontology annotation, molecular function: structural constituent of chromatin; protein heterodimerization activity; DNA binding. Gene Ontology annotation, cellular component: nucleosome.